UAGCUUCUCUUUUCUAACGUCCAACACACCACACAUCGUGCCACGCUUGCUACCAAUUCUUCUUGGUCAACAAAGGGUGGUAAACCCCAUAUAGGGCUGGCAUUUGGUCAUCAUUAUGCCUCUCAUGAACACAUCUUCAGGUUCUGUGUCCAAAAGUCCUCCGGAGGUUUGGUAGAGAAGAUACCCCAUCAAAAUAAGCUCAGCUCAGAAUACAAGUGGCGUUGCACCAAACCCUACCCAAGCAGCCGUCGUGAUUAGAAAGUACUCCACACCUUGGAGAACUGAGGAGACAUGAGCAUAAUUUUAAAUGCAAAUUAAAUUGAGGGGGUAGCUGAGAGAACACAUAAAAGACAGGAAAACAAAACCUUUCAAUUGUCUUAAAUUAGCAGUCUAGCGUGUGCUAAAGAGCAGUUGCACUCAGAUCCCUUCUUAGGGCUUGCUUUUCAUCACAAUAUAAAGGGGGCAAAUCCAUCACUUCCCUCCGCUCAGCGCUCUUGAACUGAGAUUGAAGGGAAAAUUAGAAGCCGCUCAUUUGGGCUUCGAGCUCAGCAGCGUCGUACGGUUUCGUUUCAUGCUCCGCGGUGUCCUGCUGAAAGGGGCCAACAAGUGCUGGGGAAUCAGAGCUCCUGGGACCAACUGAGGAUCAUUUCAGAACGGCUGAUGCCAUUCGUCAGAUGGACCUUUUGAAAACGGAGAGCAUAUGAAUCUAACGGCAUAUUUUCCAGUUAACACACAACAAGGAAAGACUGGUAUACAAGUGACUAUUUUGUCUUGAAACUCUGCUUUUGGAACCUCAAGGAUGGAUUAUCCCAAAAUGGAUUAUUUUCUGGAUGUCGAGUCGGCUCAUAGACUCCUGGAUGUCGAGUCUGCUCAUAGAUUCUUCUACAGUCAAGGAGCUCAAGCUCGCCGGGCGACCCUGCUCCUGCCUCCCACAUUAAUGGCGGCAUCUUCGGAGGAUGAUAUAGACCGGCGGCCCAUCAGAAGAGUCCGCUCCAAGAGCGACACGCCGUACCUCGCCGAAGCCAGGAUCUCCUUCAACCUAGGGGCAGCGGAGGAAGUGGAGAGGCUGGCGGCCAUGCGUUCUGACUCCCUCGUGCCAGGUACCCACACCCCACCCAUCCGGAGGAGGAGUAAGUUUGCCAACCUGGGGAGGAUUUUCAAGCCCUGGAAGUGGAGGAAGAAGAAAAGUGAAAAGUUCAAACACACAUCUGCAGCCCUGGAAAGGAAAAUAUCAAUGAGGCAAAGCAGAGAGGAGCUGAUAAAACGAGGGGUUCUGAAGGAAAUCUAUGAUAAAGACGGGGAGCUCUCCAUAUCCAAUGAAGAGGAUUCCCUGGAAAACGGACAGUCCCUGAGCUCCAGCCAGCUGUCUCUGCCUGCCCUGUCCGAAAUGGAGCCGGUCCCGAUGCCCAGGGAUCCCUGUUCAUACGAGGUGCUCCAACCUUCAGACAUCAUGGAUGGGACAGUGUCUGAAGAGAGUCCCUCUGCCAGUGAGUCUGGAGCCCUCCUGUCCCAAGAUCCUUCAGCCAAACCAGUGCUGCUACUGCCCCCCAAAAAACCUGCUGCUUUCUCUGGAGACCAUGAGGAGACCCCAGUGAAGCAGCUGUCCCUUCUCAAGCAGCCCCCCGCCCUGCCUCCCAAACCCAGUGCCAGGAUUGCCAACCACAUAACAGAUCCUGGCGCCCCUGUGAAAUUGCCUUGUCUGCCAGUGAAACUGUCCCCUCCGCUACCUCCAAAGAAAGUCAUGAUCUGUAUGCCUGUAGGGGGGCCAGACCUCUCCCUGGCGUCCUACGCGGCCCAGAAGAGCGGCCAGCAGAGCGGGGCCCAGCACCACCACACGGUCCUGCCGUCCCAGAUCCAGCACCAGCUACAGUACGGCAGCCUCGGGCCGCACCUGCCCUCCACCACCGGCUCCCUCCCCAUGCACCCCUCCGGCUGCAGGAUGAUAGAGGAGCUGAACAAAACGCUGGCCAUGACCAUGCAGAGGCUGGAAAGCUCUGAGCAGCGGGUGCCCUGUUCCACUUCUUACCACAGCUCUGCUUUGCACUCCGCUGAUGGCGUCACAAAAGCAGGACCUCUGGGCCUUCCAGAAAUAAGACAAGUGCCAACCGUCGUGAUUGAAUGUGAUGACAAUAAAGAAAACGUGCCUCAUGAAUCCGACUACGAAGACUCUUCCUGCCUCUACACAAGAGAAGAGGAAGAGGAGGAGGAGGAGGAGGAGGAGGGUGACAGCUCUCUGUAUACCACCUCCCUGGCCAUGAAGGUGUGCAGGAAGGACUCCUUAGCCAUCAAACUCAGCAACAGGCCCUCCAAGCGCGAGCUGGAAGAGAAGAACAUCCUCCCCAGGCAGACGGAUGAAGAGAGACUGGAGCUGAGGCAGCAGAUCGGCAGCAAGCUCACGAGGCGGCUGAGCCAGAGGCCAACCGCGGAGGAAUUGGAGCAGAGGAACAUUCUAAAACCUCGGAAUGAACAGGAGGAACAAGAGGAGAAAAGAGAAAUCAAGAGGAGGUUAACUCGAAAGCUCAGCCAAAGACCCACAGUGGAAGAACUUCGAGAAAGAAAGAUCCUCAUCCGUUUCAGUGACUACGUGGAGGUGGCUGACGCUCAGGACUAUGACCGCAGGGCCGACAAGCCGUGGACCCGCCUCACCGCUGCCGACAAAGCUGCCAUUCGAAAGGAGCUCAAUGAAUUUAAAAGCACUGAAAUGGAAGUUCAUGAAUUGAGUAGACAUUUAACAAGGUUUCACCGACCUUAACAGUCAAAUUCCUCCUGAGUGCUAUGCUGUCUUCGAAACAUAAAUUUAUAAGAACCAUAAGUGCUGGUAUUUAUUCACUUCCCCAUUAUGAUGUAAAUCUUUUGAACUGCCUUUUUUUAAAAAGAAGAAGAAGAAAAAGGAAACCCGAUCAGGAUUCUCUUUGCGAAAGCCCAGUGGUCACCACUCCGCGGUCAGAGCUGCUGGUACCACCGCGGACUCCGAGGGCACCGGCAGGCCAGAGUGGAGACUUCCCGGCGCUCGGAGCGGUCCUGGUCCUCUCCCUCCAAGCCUGGCAGGUGCCGUGUUCAUUUAGGCUCCAGCGAACCUCUUCCCCUCAAGUGUCUGUCACCUGGGUCCAAAGAAAGCUGAGGCGGUGGGUUCGGCCUGGAAUGGACUGUGCACAUGGUCUGGUUGGCUUUCUAGACUUGGCCAAACACACUGGCUCCGGGUGUGGCGUCCGACUUGGGGGCCUCUUAGGAGGAGGAGGCUGAGAGGGAGCACUGUUCUCAGUCACCCCUGUCCUUUCUCUCCCGUCAGCCGUCAUCCAUACCGUGAACAAAAGGGAAGAUGCUUUUCUGGGGGAGUCUGUGGUCGACUGUCUGUCUCGAGAGUGUGUGGGCUGCAGGUAUGGAAGGCCGGCACUGAGCACCUAUCCUGUCCCCUCAGACUGAGUGGAGCUGCCUCCCGGGAAGCUCUGGUGUGCACAGGGGAAGUUGUCAUCUGCUCAGUUCGAAUUGACCCAUCUGUGUUAAAAAAGCCAAAUGUCACGGGUGGUCUUGUGCACCCGGCCACUGCUGUGGGAUGCCCGUGGCAUUGGUGCAUCUGAGUGGAAGGAGCCUGGUGAGGACGGAGAGGCUGGGGAGAGAAACUGCUUGGCUGAUGUUCGUUUUCUCCACACACCCCAGGGCCAGUGACUGUAUGGGUUGGAAGGUAACAGCUUCUGAGUGUAGGACCAAUGCAUGCAAGCCAGAAACCAUUCCUGAAAGACUGGCUUGCCGGUCUCUGACGGACUGGGACUCCAGAACCACCCGAUGGCCUUCUAGUCUCCUUUCUUUGCACUGAAGAGUUUCUGUGGAGGGCCUUCAGGGUUUGGCAUAUGCCAGAAUGGCGCAAACACCAGCCACACCUGCCCGUGCUGUACCUUCCUGCUCCUACCCAUCUGGAGAGCAUCCUUCCUCUCCCUCGUGGUGCUGGUAAAGCUGAUGGGAGGUGUAUCUCUAGCUGUCCCAUUCGCUUGGGACCACAGGAAGGCAGUGCCCUCCUGACGGGGACACCCCGGGUAAGAUGUGCAGUGAGUGGAAGGACAGCCCCCAAACCCUAACCACUCUCUUCACGGGGCCCGUCGCGGCUGCUUCUGUUUUCCUGCCUGACCCUGUAGGGCCCUCUGUCACCAAGCCCUGCCUGGACCUCUGUCGUGGUCUCACAGUCACCGUGAUUUUCCUCGGUAAUGGCUUGCUCUCCUCCACACAUGCCCGAGAUUUAGAAAGAUCCCAGACUGGCCUUCACAGAAAGGAGUUGACCAGUUCCCACCCCAAAACGUGUGGGAAGCAAGUUACUCUUGGGAUGCACACCCAUCGGCGAGGCCGUUGUAUUUUCGGCAGGCAUUAACAGCCCCUGUGGCCGCCGUUAACCCAGGAGCUGUGCAGAGUCUGGGGGGAGCUCAGGGCAGUUCUUCAGGCAGUGCCCAGUAGCCGUCGCAAAGUUGUCCCCGUACCACCGGGAGUGAGCACGCCGCUGCCUGGCCCAAGGAGGGGCCGUCACUAGAUCCUUUUCUCUUUGAAUGUGGAAUCUGAUAGUUCAGGGAAAAAAGUGGUCGGGAUUUUAGCGUGGCUGUAAACACAGUCUUCCCGAAAGGCUUACUGACGUUUGAAUGUGCAAAUGGUGUGACGAAAGAUGCAGGGCUCUUUCGUUUAACUUCUCUACAGCAGGCACGUGUUCCAGGCGGAGGUGCCUGCCUUGCCCGGGUUGGAGUCUGAGCUUCCUGUAACUCACAGCUGUCUUCAUGCGGCUCACAGGGCCCUGACAUGAUGGCCAGGCCUUCCUCGGGCCCAGGAGCGAGUCCUACGGGAACUCAUUCCAUCGCCUGGACUCCUCCCUCGAAGGCCAAUGGCUUCUUUGCUGGCUUUGAUUUUUGGGCCUCUGAUGCCCUGGAAACGUGACGCCCAAGUCCGUUUCCUGCAGCCAGCCAGCCAGCAGCCCAGGUUUCCUGCCCAAAGUGCCCUGUUCUGCAGUCUGCUUGGAGCUGGGGAGAAAUUGAACACAAUCUCAGCCUCCAUCCCCGAAGAGCACCCUUUGGGAGAAGUCAGUUGCAGGAAUUAGGGUGCACCUGCUGUGCUACAGAAAUCCCACCCACCAUCAAGGUGGGCGAUUAUUUCAAGCCCAGCUCAGGGGGCUCUGCCACCUCUGUGGACCACAGGUUGGCCCUCUGCCGCCUCCUCCCUUUCAUGAAAUCCUGAGGUCUUUCUAGAAAUCUAUCCCAAUUUCUUUUUUUUGCCAUAUCGUUAGGACAACUGGAAGAGGUGUUACUUUCUAAGAUGGCAAAUUGACAAUUAUAAAAAAAAAAAAAAAAGGGGAGAGAUGGGCUAGAUGGUUUAAAAUGCAUCCCCUUUUCUGAAAAAAGCUGCGAUUCUCAAAGGUCUUGUGCGAGUCAGUUCCCAGUUGAGCCUUCUGUCCUCUGGGUCAGUGUGAGGACGAAUGUGAAGUUUCUCAAGAGGUUUCCCUCUUGAAAGCAGACACUGCCCCAUGCUCCGCACCACCUCCCGUGGCAGAAGGGACUCCUGUUGGCCUCCUUGCUGUGUUUCAAAAUUGCUGAUCGAUUCCUCUCCAAAGCCCUGUAAAACUUUUAAAACGUUAGCCUUUAUGUCCAAUUAGAGAAACCAAACAACGUGAUGGUAGGUGUGAUAAAAAAAACAAAAAAAAAACAAAAAAAAAAAACCUCUGGGUUUAUUUUUCUCCCGCUAUGGACGUGUAUUUAUAUUUGCCGAAUGAAUAUUGUGGUGUGUGCUUCGAUGAAUGGGAUUUCAGACUCUCCCCGUGCACAGCCAGUGGGUGGAGGUCACCUCCGAUGACUUUUUCUUCCCAUCUGUCUGUCAGCCCCCAAACCAGUUGCUUUUUCCAGUGGCUUCCCGGGUGUCUGUACAUAGUUUGUCUUCGUAUAGGAGCGCUCUCCUGUGUUCUAAUUUAACAGAUGAUGGCUGUGUGAGGAAGACGAUGUAAAUACAAUACAAAUUAAACUGGAUCUCUAUGGCCUAGGUUUUGUACAUACAGAAACUGCAUGGUAUUUAAAUUAUUGUUUGUCUCUGAUGUAUGCAGUUUCUUUAAAAACCAAAAAAAAAAAAAGUCUAAAAAAAAAAAAAAAUCCUUUCCUUGGCUCCCGUGUGUCUUGUCAACCACCGAAAAGAGUUGGGCUGCGGCUGGGAUGAAGGGCAGGUCAGCUCAGCAGCAAAGCGUCAGAGUUAUGGAGGCCCACAACCUCCUCGUGUAUCAGGUGUUACUGGGUGCAGGGAGGACGACUGCAUGUAAAUUAGCUUUCUAGGACUUUCUAAGACAUACUGCCCAGCUGCCCUUUAAUAAACGGCAGUCCCUCAGAGUCCUCCCCAUAAGAGCAGCUAUGAGACAGCUUUGGGUACCAGCAGUGCCGUGGGGUGUCACUGCCCCAAAGCAAAAGCCACCAACUACUUGGCUUUUGAGUACUUUCUCGGUCUCUGGGCGAAGUCUGAGUAUUUGUCCUGUAAAGCUAAGAGCUUUAUUGCCUAACUUUCUGGUCCUGACUUGUCUUUUUGAAGUGCUGGGGGGAAGGCAAGACAAGCUUCAGUGCUUGCUGGCUGCAUUUUUCUAGGUGGGUGAAGUGACCGGACAACCGAUGUUUGGCCCGGCCCUGGAAGAAGGUGACCCUGGGGACAGGGAACUUACCCUAGCGCGGCUCCCCUGUGCCGCUCCUGGGAGUCCUGGUGAAGGUCUUACCACGCAGGUGCCAACUCAGGAAGUCUGGGUGGGCCUGAGAGUCUGCAUUUCUAGCUAGCUCCCAGGACAUGCUAAUGCUGCUGGUCCAGAAAUCAUGCUUCUGAGUAGCAAGGGCUGGGACGACAGGAGCCGCUUGUGCUUCGCCUGGGAGUCUCCAGCUCCGAAGACCAGAGUGAGCACGCACACCGCUUACUUCUUUGCUGAGCAGCGACCACAAAGCCCGCACUGGCCCUCAGCACUCUGCAGCAUUGCCUCAGAGGGCACACAGGCUCUCACCUGUGCAGGCGGAGGGACUCUUGGAGCAGGAGUGGCUAUGGCAGAGGGGGCGAGGGGUUACAGAAAGGUUUUCACAUUUCGCGCUGAGAGCUUCGGCCCCAUUCUGCCCCUGCGCACCUGCAGAGCUCUCUGACUCGUAAUAAAUCUAACCGGCAGGACAGAACUGCAGGUACCAAGAGGCGUGGAAGACCUAUAAAGAGAAGCUUUGGUGGCGCCCCCCAUAGGCUUCGCCCUGCAAGACGGAAGGAAACGGGCCAUCAUCCUGAGGGAGCCCUUGCUGAAGUGAACAGAGGCUAUGGCUCUACAUCCCCAAUAGGUAGAGGUGGCCGGGUGUGUCCCAUCCUGAGAUGUUUAGUCAUCCUAGGACAGACAAGUGGUGGCUAUGCCACAACACCUAACCAAGCAGUUUGUCCGAGUCAUUUUACUUCUCUGGGCUUCAAUUUUCUUACCUGGAAAAUGGGGACACAAUCAGAUGUCCUAUGAUGUCCUUUAGGACAUCAGCUUUCUAUGACUUGGGUUCAUCUGAAUUUUAAAACACUACGUCCCAAAGAAACAGUAAGCUUUAGGUAAGUCCUGGCAGGGCAGUCUCUUAGAGAACAGUCUGGAUUCCUCUCCUUCAGACCACCCGCAAGGCUAACGUGCAUGCCUGCCACCCCUCCUUGCCUUAGGUUGGCCUCCUGGAGGGCUCGUUGCUAGUGGGACCUCCCUGCCCUUUCCCAGUGUGCCUUCGUGGGAGCUCAUCCUGAAGCUGCUAUCAACCAGACUACCUUCUGCUGUCCUGCCUCCCCCCCUUCCUCUGGGCAAAAAAAAAGCAUCCUGGAGGGGCUUGUGGGCCCUGAGCAGUGAUGCUUAAGACACAGUCUGUUAUCUUCUACACACCCCAACUUCGGGAUGCAUCAGUGAUAUGCUUGCUUACACCUGAUUAUUAACAGAAAGGACAAGUUGGACACCAGAAACACUCCCUAGCUGGCUCUCCACGGGUCCUAAGCACUCGCCUGGCCUCAGAUGAACCACAGGUCUACAGAUACAGCUCAAAUCUACCCUGAGCUCCUGGCCAGGGUUUCUGGAUGUCACAAAGCAGCCGUGGAGCAUAUGUGUUAGGAGCAUGCAGUGCUGCUACCCUGGGACCACCUGGCUUGCCAGGUCACACCCUGUGUGGAGCCCUCCAGGCCCCCAGGCUGCACCUGCCUUGGCUAGGGUACUCCCCAUGCAAAGCAGCCUGGGACCAUUCAGCCUGCACCCCGCUUCAGCUGCUCCGCCAGGGCACCCUCUACAUGGGGUGGCCCAGUACCCCUGGCCUGUGCCUGCCUUGGCUCCAGAGGCUCCAUCAGGGUGCCCUCUGCAUAGAACACCAUGGGACACCCCAGCUCAUGCCCACUUCAGCUCAGGCCAUUCCACCAGGGCAGCCCCAAGCACAGCCUGUCCUGGGACCCCCCCGCCCAUGCCAACUACAGCUCCAGCUGGUCAAAGUCACCAGGCACACACAGUCUAUACAGGGCAUAACCAUACACAAGACCAUUCUUUCAAAUUAGGGGAAGUAGGUGCUCCCCCACCCCUGCCCCGCCAUUCACAUAAACACAAAAUUGAGCAAAA
Messenger RNA from Acinonyx jubatus (cheetah), 8584 nucleotides. RefSeq names its product phosphatase and actin regulator 1 (gene PHACTR1). Bases 800 to 2752 code for a protein of 650 amino acids. The record is from RefSeq and is a predicted model, not a curated record. Gene Ontology annotation, biological process: cell motility; stress fiber assembly. Gene Ontology annotation, molecular function: actin binding. The transcript is spliced from 17 exons. NCBI's taxonomy places the organism in Eukaryota, Metazoa, Chordata, Mammalia, Carnivora, Felidae.